Messenger RNA from Suillus paluster, 462 nucleotides. RefSeq lists its product as uncharacterized. The transcript has a single exon. The record is from RefSeq and is a predicted model, not a curated record. NCBI's taxonomy places the organism in Eukaryota, Fungi, Basidiomycota, Agaricomycetes, Boletales, Suillaceae. The annotation marks the transcript as partial.
AUGGCGUGUGUGGCUGGUGCUGGACGGAAUACCUCCAAGAAUUGUCUCCCAGGUACCCGGGAAGACAUCCUGUCUGAAAUCAAGUGCUGGAUCCACAGCACGGAGAAGGAUGUGCCGCGCGUCUUAUGGUUGACUGGCACCGCAGGGAAAGGCAAAUCAGCCAUCGCCCAUACGAUAGCCAACUGGGAUGAGCGCGUUGACAUACGGGCUUGUUUCUGCUUCGACCACACAAAGAAAACCGAAGGCUGCCACGAAAAGAUAUUCACCACCAUCGCACGCGACUUAGCUGAUUGCGAUCCAAUCAUGCGGGAAGCAUUGGCGUGUGCAGUUCAUAAUAACAAUGAGCUCAAGCACACCAACGACAUCUCAAGACAAUGGCAGGAGUUGCUCGCAGGCCCACUUGGCGAGGCUUCCAAAGGCAUCACUGCACCCGUGCUGAUUACCAUCGAUGCGCUGGACGAG